Messenger RNA from Xiphophorus couchianus (Monterrey platyfish), 2001 nucleotides. It is a transcript of the gene b4galt7, whose product is annotated as xylosylprotein beta 1,4-galactosyltransferase, polypeptide 7 (galactosyltransferase I). The coding region runs from base 391 to 1392 and encodes 333 amino acids. Gene Ontology annotation, biological process: carbohydrate metabolic process; proteoglycan biosynthetic process. Gene Ontology annotation, cellular component: Golgi apparatus. The record is from RefSeq and is a predicted model, not a curated record. The transcript is spliced from 8 exons. NCBI's taxonomy places the organism in Eukaryota, Metazoa, Chordata, Actinopteri, Cyprinodontiformes, Poeciliidae. Gene Ontology annotation, molecular function: xylosylprotein 4-beta-galactosyltransferase activity.
UAUGGAACCUGGGAACCUUUUGUCGUUUACUGCCGUUGUUGCGUUCGGAUUUAUAUCCAGGACGGACCGAAUAUCAAAUGGUGUUCUGUGAUUUCAGACAGAUUUUAAUUAAUCUAAGAAUAUUUUAGCAGAUUAGCGUUCACCGAGGAUCCACCGGAGCUCUGGUUCGUGUGAACCGCUUUAUGCUACGUGUACAGCGGCUGCGGCAGCCCGUUAGCUCCUCUUGCUAACGGCUCCAGCACGAAGCGGAUCUCAGCAUGAACUCACCGAGCAGAGGUCCCUCACAAAGGUCCAGGAUGGAUGAGAUACAUCUGGAGAAAUGAAGACUUCCCCUGGAAGGCGUUUAACUGGGAAGCAGACUGUAAGCAAAGGCUGAAAACAGAUUAAAACAUGAUGUAUUCAUCCAGAAGAAAGCCUGUGCUCUACUUUAAAGAGGAAAGAAGAAGUGACCUUUCUAAAGUUCCCCAGCAGGAUGAGAGGUUUCUGUCGGGGAAAUGCACCAUCUACAAGCUGUUUGGCCUCUGCAUGGUGCUGGUGCUCAUCUCUCUGCUGUGGCUGCAGCUCAGCUGUUCGGGUGACAUGUCCUCAGUAAUGCAUCAAGACCGGCGCGAUCCCCAGCCGCCGCCUCCACCCUGUCCCACUGAGAGACAGGCAUCCGCAGCGGACGACCCCAGCUGGGGUCCUCACAAGCUGGCACUCGUGGUCCCCUUCAGAGAACGCUUCGAAGAGCUGCUGGUGUUCGUUCCAUUCAUGCACAAAUUUCUCAACAAGAAGAAGAUCCGCCAUAAGAUCCUGAUUAUCAACCAGGUGGAUCACUACAGAUUCAACCGAGCGUCUCUGAUCAACGUGGGCUACAUGGAGAGCGGGAAUGACACAGACUACCUGGCCAUGCAUGACGUGGACCUGCUGCCCCUCAACGAGGCCCUGGACUAUGGCUUCCCUAGAGAGGGACCCUUCCAUGUUGCCUCGCCGGAGCUGCAUCCGCUCUACCAUUACAAAACCUACGUGGGAGGAAUCCUGCUGCUCACAAAGAGGCACUAUCAUAUGUGUAAUGGGAUGUCGAACCGGUUCUGGGGUUGGGGCAGAGAGGAUGACGAGUUCUACAGAAGGCUCAGAAAAGCAGAGUUACAGCUGUUCCGCCCAAGUGGCAUCACAACGGGAUAUAAAACCUUUCUUCAUAUCCACGACUCAGCCUGGAGAAAGAGGGACCAGAAAAGGGUCGCCGCUCAGAAACAGGAGCAGUUUAAGGUGGACCCCGACGGUGGGCUGACGAACCUCCAGUACCAGGUGGAUUCCCGGCAGGAGCUGACCAUCAGCGGCGCUCCCUGCACCAUCAUCAACACCAAACUGGAGUGCGAUCAAAGCCAGACGCCGUGGUGUCUCCUGAGUUAGCGGACUUGGUGGCUUCAGAAUCACUGUAGCGAAUAUCUACAAACUGAAGUGGAAACAAACAAACCAGUAGUGUUACCAUGUCCAGGUACAUGAUCCGAGCGCCAGAUGCAAAUGGCUCUUCUGCAUCAUGUUACCUUAAGACUGUCUUUGGGCAGAGACGCGUUAGGAUCAGGAGAUCCUAACCCAUGCUGCUAGCAGGUGGGUUUUUUUCUUUCUCCGGUACUUUCAGGCUCCAAAUCUGGUUUUAGUUUUGAGUUUGGACCCAGGGCCCUGCAUGCAUGAGCAUUGUACUGUAGUUCCAAAUGAGGAGGAUUUUUUUAGCCUUUUACCUUAUUUGAAAUAAUGAUCAAAUGUCUGGUGGAUCAGAACAAGUUCUUCACUGAAUUGCGUAAUUUUUCCUGCUGACGCUGUUACAAGGAAGAGAAUAAGUUUGGAAAUCUGGAGUGAAACUCUUAAUAUCUGAUUGGAAAGCUAGGAUUAUGUUUUUUACUUUAUUCUUUUUAUGAAAAGCCAGAGUAAGUUAAAAAUGUCUUUAUAAAUAUGACUCAUGUGUCCCAUUUUUAUGACUUGAUUUCCAAUUAUUUAAAAAAAAUAAACAAUUAAAGAGUU